AUGCUAAAAUAUCAAGUACGGUCAAGGAAACUGUAUAGCAAAUAUCAGGGUAAAACAAGUCGAAGUAGCAGCCUAAGUACGCCAUCACAUUCCUCUGAUAAGCCAUCGUCAUCAUCGUCAUUAGAAGAAACGAUAUAUAUUUGCGAUCGAUCCAAUUCAUUGAGCUCUUUAAGUUCGGUAGAUAGCAGUGAUGCUAGCGAAUGGGGUACAUUGCGUAUCUAUACAGGCAACAUCAAAGAGGACACCGAUUAUAAAACGUUAAAAAUUUCAACCAACCAUACAGUGAAAAAUAUUGUUGACACGAUUUUGGCGAAAUUUCGAAUAUGCAAAGAUCCCAAUUUGUUCGAGAUUAUAAUGGAAGUUUGGACUCGAUAUAAUGGGGAACAGGUGAAAACUCCGCUAUUGUUGUCUCAGGAAGCGCGACCACUUGAAUUGCAACGUUGUCAUCCGGUGCAUAUGUCACGAUUCCUGAUAACAAUGUCCACAAACGGUGUUCUGGUACGGAUAUAUGACUAUUUACUCUCUCCAAAGAGUACGUACAAGUCGUUGUUUAUCUCUCCACGAACAACUUGUUAUGAAGCGAUCAUUAUACUCCUUACAAUGUGUCAACAGCCUGGACCACCAACUGAUUUUCGAUUAUAUCUAUCGGAGACAGGUAAUGAUCUGAAUAUGAACGAUACCUUGGCCGAUCUUUAUUUAGUAUUACCUAAAGAUCAAAGAAUCAUAAUUCGACCUGUCUCCUGA
Messenger RNA from Acanthocheilonema viteae, 744 nucleotides. NCBI's taxonomy places the organism in Eukaryota, Metazoa, Nematoda, Chromadorea, Rhabditida, Onchocercidae. The record is from the annotation of a GenBank genome assembly.